CUGAACGGUGGUACCGGCGCGUCUGACUCGACCGACGUUACAUACCUGACGCCGUAUUUCUGGCUCGAGCAGCGCAUCAAGGAGGUCUUCCCCCUCUACCCGAUCGUCGACUAGGUCGCGCCAUCGACGCACGUCAUCGGGGACGCUGGAGAGGCUUCUCCUUAUUUUCUUGCUCACUCCAAUGCGCCUUCUUAUCCUUCCUUUACGCUCGAUUUAUUUAUCGGUUCGUUGUCGAUGCCAACGUGCUGUAUUUCUGAGGUUCGUCGCGUUUUUGGGCGAGUCUGUUGGCUCGUCAUUACGACAUCCUAUCCGGCGCGAUCUCUCGCGUAGAGGACGCGAACACGUCUGCUCCAGAGGGCAGAGACUCGAUAAGCAGAGAAAGCCGAGGUGUCUUCAAGUUAGGCUCCUUUGGCGUAAGAAAUUCUUUAAACGAGUCGGCAAUCGUUGAUAUCCAGAAUUUGCGAAAGCGUUCCUUCAGCACUUGGUCGUUCUCCAUCUGAUUUUCAGAUGCCAAUAGGAAGGAUGGAAUGAGA
This is a messenger RNA of Laetiporus sulphureus 93-53, 533 nucleotides long. RefSeq lists its product as uncharacterized. The coding region runs from base 182 to 448 and encodes 88 amino acids. The record is from RefSeq and is a predicted model, not a curated record. Lineage: Eukaryota; Fungi; Basidiomycota; Agaricomycetes; Polyporales; Laetiporaceae. The transcript has a single exon.